CCUCUCUCAUUCAUGACAAUCUUGACAUCAAUUCAUCAACAUCAAUUAUGAAAAGAGUUAGCAUACUAAAAUUAUAAAAAUCACAGCUUUUAUCACAUACCUCACCUUAUCGAACCCAAAUCGACUCGUAUAAUUGGCCACACAUUGGGAACGUGUCAGUCGUUUGAAUUAGAGCUUCAUCUUUGAUACAAUUUUCACAACUGGAAUGGAAACACAGACAUAUUCGAAUUCUUGAUACAAUCAUUGCUUUUCAUCAUUAAAUCACUCAAAACCAUUACUCGCUCGGCACGAUGGCAAAUCCUUUCUACCCGCCAAACCGAGAUCAAAACGGACAUGAAUCGCGUGGUAGCAUAGGCGGAGGCUAUGAUGGCACAGACAACGUACCAUUCGACCCCGAUCGAAGAGGUGGAAGCAUUGCUAGAAUGGGUAGACCAGAUGAGAAUGGACCCGCACAUCCGUACAACUCCCGAGAUGCCAGACAAGAACCAACAGAAGGUCCCGGUGGAGCAGCAACAUUUUAUCCAUCAGAGUAUGUUGCCGAUAAAAAGUUGGGAUCAGGAACAGACGGAUUUGGAGGAGGACAUAACCUCUCACAAGAGAAUCCAUACCCUGUGCAUGAGAAAGACUACAGAGCCACAUUUCGUGGCAACGAUGGAAUGAAACUAGAACCUGAAUCGGGACUACGAAAACAUGAUCAUCAAUCCGCAUACACACAGCCUAACGCCACGAACGCCGCUGUUCGUGAUCGGGGCCAGGCUCCUUUCGCACAGCAUCAGCAAAAUUACGAUCCAUCUCCCCAAGCAUCGACCUAUAUCUUACCACCAGAUCAAAGGAAUAUAACUCCCUACCACUAUCCACCAAGUAACAAUUUCGGCUAUUCACAAUCCACUGUGGAUUUACGUGCACCAUUAACGCAUGGUCAACAGUCAGUGGAUCGUCCAGAUACGCCUGGUAUCUAUCGUGAUCGAGCGCCUCGAAUGGAUAAAUUAACAGAAGAACAGAAACAGAUUGCAAAGAGUUUCCCAAAAGAUCUCGACGAAGAUGGUGGAAGCUUGCUCAAAACAGCAAUCACCAUGUGCAAGGAUUGGAGAUCGUUUAUGAAGUGGAAAUUCGUGCCAUAUUAUGUGUUGAUCGUUGUCAUUUGCGUUUUGGUUGCUUUGAUGACAAUCUAUCACAAGCAGAUUGUUGACUGGCUAACACCAAUCUCUAGAAAGGUACGAGAAGUAUCUUGGGGAUGGAUUAUUCCGGUCGCAAUCCUAUUCGUCAUAUCUUUCCCGCCUUUGUUCGGCCAUGAAGUUGUUGGCGUUCUUUGCGGUAUUGUGUAUGGCCUUUGGAUUGGUUUCGGUGUGCUCAGUCUGGGAACACUUCUUGGAGAAUUGGGUAACUUUUAUGCAUUCAAAUAUCUACUCAAAAAGCACGGCGAAAAGUUUGAGAGAAGGUCGAUCGAUUAUGCUUGUAUGGCGCAUAUUGUUAGAGAAGGUGGUUUUAUGGUCAUCUUGAUGGCCCGAUUAAGUGCAAUUCCAGGUCAUUUCACCACUGCAGUCUUCGCCACUGUUGGUAUGAACAUCUUUGUUUUUACCAUUGCAGCAAUUCUUUCCUUGCCCAAGCAACUGGUUGUCGUUUACCUCGGUGUGGCUAUCGAACAAGCGGGUGGCGGAGAUGAAUCAACCCGAAGCAAGGUGAUCAAAUAUGUCGUAUUGAUUGUCAGUUUUGGAGUCACAAUCGGUGUGGCGAUUUGGCUUUAUGGAAAGAUGCACAAAGCACGUCCAAUCGUCCAAGCAAGGUUGCGUGAAAGGAGAUAUCAAAUGUUGACCGAAGCAGGUGGCGGACAAUCGGAAGUCGAAGGUUCGCCAGAUCCGAAUGCUGUUGAUGAUGUCAGUAGUCUAGGACAUCACUUGAAGAAUAACAAUGGAUUUGAUGACAACGCAAUGAUGCUACGGGACAGUGAGAUUGAAAAACAGGAACAGUCCAAAAAGCAAGGAUUCUGGUCACGUUUGAGUGGAAAGAAUAAAGGCAAAGAGACAAGCGAGAGGGGAUUCUCCGAUGUCAACCUCGGACACGAAAUGUCAAUGAGGCAAAAUGCUACAAAGGUUUCAUUUGAAACAGACAGUAACGGUCACAAUGGCGGAUACUAUACUGUAUAUGAAGGUAACACACUACGACCUGGAAUGUCUUAUGGAGAUCAAUACAUGUCCCGCGUGCAACCUUACAGUGCCGGAGCAAGACUUCCUGCUUCAGGAAUCGAUAGGGAUACGCAACAGUAUGCCACCACAUCUUCUCCGGAAAAGAAUGUGUAUAGAGCACAACUAACUCCUCAUUCAGCACCGAAUAGAUAUUCCUCUGCCGAAGAGCAUGUGGAAGAAAUGCAAAGUCAUCUAUAUUCUCAAGAUCAACAAAACCAGCGUCUUUCCGUUCAAGGUCUUCCUCCUAACAGCAACCAAGACAGACAAUAUCAGCACGUCGCCAACGUUGACAGUAUAUAUCAUCUACCUCAGCCUAGUCAAUCAUCUUCUACGGGAGGCGGAAAUUAUGCUACAGCUCUGUAGAAAUUUCAUGGCUGAAGGACUCGUUCUUGUGGUUUCGUGAUGCAAACAUGUAUUUUUAUACUAUUUUGAUUUCAAUAUGAUUUUUAACGGUUUGUUU
Meira miltonrushii is the source of this 2643-nucleotide messenger RNA. RefSeq lists its product as uncharacterized. Bases 291 to 2546 code for a protein of 751 amino acids. The transcript has a single exon. The record is from RefSeq and is a predicted model, not a curated record. NCBI's taxonomy places the organism in Eukaryota, Fungi, Basidiomycota, Exobasidiomycetes, Exobasidiales, Brachybasidiaceae.